AUGGGCAUAGAGGCUGUGGAAUCUAAAGUGGCCAUUACAGUGGAAACUGAUAACCUCUCUGUGGCGAAGGAAAAUCUGAACAUAAAAUUUGGUUCUCAGUCGCUAGACGAGCCAUCUGAAGGGGAAGUUAAUAAAGCUUAUGAGGCUAGCCUUCCCAGGGAUGCACUGGACGAGUGGCCUGCACCCAAGCAGAUCCACUCUUUCUACAUUAUUAAGUAUCGGUUAUGCGACGACCCAAAUCUGAAGGCCAAAUUGGAUCUGGCUGACAAGGAGCUAAAGAAAAAGAAUCUGGCCCGCUCUCAGAUUACCGAUAAAUUAAGGGCGAAAAGGGCAGAUCGGGCCCAGGUGAUUGCUCAAAUAAGGUCUCUAAGUGUCGAGAAAAGACAGUUCAGGACAAUCAUGGACGAGAAGAGAAAAGAAAUGGAACCUCUGCAGCAGGCUUUGGGCAAGUUGCGAGGUGCUAUUAGCAGAGGCAGAGAGAGGGGUUUGACUGUUUGUUCCUCCGAAGAGGAGCUCAAUAAUCUUAUCAAGAGUUUGCAAUAUCGCAUUCAGCACGAAAGCAUUCCUCUUAGUGAAGAGAAACAAAUUAUUAGGGAAAUUAAACAACUUGAAGGGACAAGGGAAAAAGUUAUUGCAAAUGCUGCCGAGAGGGCGAGGAUUCAAGACUCCCUCGGUGAAAAAGGAGCCAUUCAGGAUCAUGUCAAACUUAUAGGUGUUGAUCUUGAUGGGGUUCGAAAGGAACAGGAAGUGGUCAAGGCAAAGCUUAAGCAGCUGGAUGAAGAAAAAGAGGCUAUAGAGAAAGAGAUCAAUGCUUUGCAAGAGGAGUUGACAGUAAUUGCGCAGAAUAGAGACAAAACUUUUGAAAACAUUCAGGAACUGAGGAAACAACGUGAACACGGGAAUUCCCCUUUUUACCAAAACCGCAUGCUCUUGGUCAAAGCCAAAGAACUAGCAGCAAAGAAGGAUAUUGAAUCCAUGAAGGAGCUUUCUGUUACAGAGGUCGAGAAAUUCAUGUCGCUCUGGAGUAGUAAUAAAGAUUUCCGGGAUGACUACGAGAGGAGAGUUUUGCAGUCACUUGACAUGAGGCAGCUGAGUCGGGAUGGCCGUAUGAGGAAUCCAGACGAGAAGCCACUGUUGUUGGUUCAGGUACCAACUCCAUUUGAAACUGAGGUUGUCCUAAAACCAAGUGUGAAACAACCCCAAAAGGAGGAUCUCAUUGUCCCGGCACAAAGUGAUGCUUCUUCCACAAAGAAAAUUCAGAAGGAAAAGAAUGCUAAAAACGAGAAAGAAGCAAAUAAGAAAACAGAAACCGUCAUGGAGAAAAUGGACAUGGAAGAUAGAGAAGUCUCGAGGAUAGAAAAAUUGCAAAAGGAUUCUAUCCCUAAGAGGAAUGAAGUUGAUGAAGCGAAGUUGAAGGAGAUGAAGAGAGACGAAGAGAUGGGGAAGGCUAAGUUAGCAAUGGAGAGAAAGAAGAAGUUGGCAGAGAAAGCCGCUGCUAAAGCGGAAAUAAAAGCUCGGAAGGAGGCUGAAAAGAAGCUUAAGGAAAUUACUUUUUGUUUAGCUUCUAAUUCAUUUCAGGAGCGAGAGAAGAGAGCAAAGAAGAAGGCUGGAGCUUCUGUUGCUGCUCAGGUCUCCGAGGAACCAGCUGAAGCAGUCAGAGAGGCUUUUGAACCCAAUAAGGAAGACGAAGCAGUCGAAACUCUCGUUUCAACCAAAAACAAGGAUUGGAAAGAACACCCCGUCAGACACAGACCACGGCGAAGAGGCUCAGAUUCACUUCAUAAAGUUGCGUUGAAACACAAGAUGACAACAAAAUAUUGGGUAUGGGCUGCUCCUGCUGCUUUGGUUGUUCUUGUACUUGUGGUUUUGGGUUACAGCUACCUUAGCUAG
Fraxinus pennsylvanica is the source of this 1890-nucleotide messenger RNA. Lineage: Eukaryota; Viridiplantae; Streptophyta; Magnoliopsida; Lamiales; Oleaceae. The record is from the annotation of a GenBank genome assembly.